Messenger RNA from Fulmarus glacialis (Northern fulmar), 1175 nucleotides. Its product is annotated as zinc finger protein 239-like. NCBI's taxonomy places the organism in Eukaryota, Metazoa, Chordata, Aves, Procellariiformes, Procellariidae. Gene Ontology annotation, biological process: regulation of DNA-templated transcription. The record is from RefSeq and is a predicted model, not a curated record.
GUACUGACGGUCUCUUGCUGCUGCCGCAGGAGCCCGUGACCUUCGAGGAGGUGGCCGUGUAUUUCACCAAGGAGCAAUGGGCCCUGCUGGACCCGGGGCAGAGGACUCUCUACGUGGACGUCAUGCUGGAGAACUACGAGACCGUGACGUCUCUGGGUUUUCCCGCGACCGAGCCAGACUUGCUCGCCCAGAUGCGAGAGCGAGGAGAGCGCCGGGGCCCUGAUCUUCAAGAAAUGGAGAAAAAAGAAGCCCUGAGCAGCCGACGCGCAGGGAUAAGGUGGAAAACGGACGGCGGGACGGUUUGCGGAGGAGGCGACGCCGACCCCGGAGAAACCCCAACUCCUGCAGGAAGGCGACGCGCCCGCAACGAGUCCGGACGCGAGAACGGCCGGAGCAGGGACUUAAUUACACCCCCGAGAGACGAAGCGGGAGAGAAACCUUUCAAGUGCCUCGAGUGCGGGAGAAGCUUCGCGCGGAGCUCGGACCUCGUCGUCCACCAGCGAACCCACACGGGGGAAAAGCCCUACCGGUGCCCCGCGUGCGGGAGAUGCUUCAACAGGAGCUCCAGCCUCGCCACGCACCAGCGGAUGCACACCGGCGAAAAAACGUACGCCUGCCCCGAGUGCGGAAAAAGCUUCACGCGGAGCUCGACGUUGACCGCCCACCGGAGAACCCACACGGGAGAAAAACCCUACCCGUGUUGCCAAUGCGGGAAGCGUUUCGGCAAAAGGUCGAACCUCAUGAAACACCAGCGGCAACACACCGGAGAGAGACCGUACGGGUGCGCCGACUGCGGGAAGAGCUUCAUACAAAGCUCGGAUCUCGUCGUCCACCAGCGAACCCACACGGGAGAAAAGCCCUACCAGUGCUCGGAAUGCGGGAAGCGUUUCAGUGUGCGCUCCAAGCUGAUUCAGCACCGGCGCGUGCACACGGGGGAGAAGCCGUACACGUGCGGCGAGUGCGGGAAGAGCUUCGGGCAGAGCUCGCACCUUUCCGUGCACCAGAAAACUCACAGGGGAGAGAAUCGGUGCUCCAGGUGUGGAAGGUCAUCCAGUGCGAGAUCCUGCCCUGUUAAACAGAAAACCAGCUCCUCGGUGCUCCUCGUCACGUUCCUCACGACGUUCGGCCGGCUGGCGCGUCUCCCCCCGUGCCUGAAGCCCUCCAAGGGAUGCCGG